AUGCCAGGCAAAACCCUCCUCCUCCUCGGCUCCGGCCCCGGCAUCGGGAUCUCCAUCGCCUCCAACUUCUCCGUGCGCGGGUUCACACACAUCGCGCUCGUAUCCCGCAACACCGAACGGCUGAAACAAGACCAAGACACCGUACUCGACGCCAUCCAGGAGAGGGGGUAUAGCUGUCAAGUCAAGACGUGGACGUGCGAUUUAAGCGACUUUGAGCAGCUGGAGAGGGUGCUGGGGGAGGUGGAGGGAUGGGGAAGUUUGGAGGUUGUGGUGUUCAAUGCGGCGAGGGUUGCUGGGAAGGGGCCGUUGGAGGAGGGGUUGGAGGAGUUGGAACGGGAUUUUAGGUUGACGAACCUCGCCCUUUACAAAGUCGCCCAAUGGGCGAUCCCCAUCCUGCAAGCUGUCAAGGACGAAGAUCGGCAUCCGUCGUUCUUCGUCACGAGUACGACGAAGCUGUACAAGGAGCCUGUGCCGGAUCUGGUGUCGCUGUCGAUGGUGAAGAGCGCGCAGCGGGCGUUGGUGUUGUCGUUGCAUGCCAAGUUUGGGGAGGAUGUGCAUGUUGCGUUGUUGAGUGUUGGGGGUGUGGUGGAUCCGAAGAAGAAGGUGCUUAGUCCAGAGAAUAUUGCGGAGAGGUGUUGGCAGUUGUAUCGGCAGAGGAGGGGGGAGUGGAAGAGGGAGGAGGAGAUUGAUGAUGAGGUUGAGGGGCAGUAG
Molecule: messenger RNA, 711 nt
Organism: Zasmidium cellare ATCC 36951
Lineage: Eukaryota; Fungi; Ascomycota; Dothideomycetes; Mycosphaerellales; Mycosphaerellaceae
Exons: 2
Coding region: 1-711 (236 amino acids)
Source: RefSeq, a predicted model, not a curated record